Camelina sativa (false flax) is the source of this 1835-nucleotide messenger RNA. RefSeq names its product berberine bridge enzyme-like 28. Lineage: Eukaryota; Viridiplantae; Streptophyta; Magnoliopsida; Brassicales; Brassicaceae. The record is from RefSeq and is a predicted model, not a curated record. Gene Ontology annotation, molecular function: oxidoreductase activity; FAD binding.
UAAAAUCACUCCCAUCUCUACACUCACUCUCCACCAUCACCUAUCUUAAAAAUGGAAUUGUCAAGCUUUUUGCUCUCUCUCUUACUCUUUCUAGUGUCUCUUUCUCCUCUGCCUCCACUAGUUUCAGCUCAUACCACUAACCACGAAGACUUCCUUAGGUGUCUUUCUCACCGCAUGAACGACAACACCGUCGGAUCCAAAGUCAUACACACCUCUAAAGACUCUUCCUUUUUCUCCAUCUUAGAUUCUUCCAUACAAAACCCUAGAUUCUCGGUUCCCGAAACACCUAAACCGGUCUCAAUCAUAACUCCGGUUCAAGCAAGUGACGUUCAAGCCGUGAUCAGAUGCGCACGGCUGCACGGUAUCCAUGUAAGGAUCCGCAGCGCUGGUCACGCCUGGGAAGGUCUAUCUUACGUCGCGUACGACAAACCAUUUGUUAUCAUCGAUUUGAGAAAACUUCGGUCUAUAUCACUUGACGUCCAUAACCGGACUGGUUGGGUCCAAACCGGAGCAACCACUGGCGAGUUGUACUUUGAGAUUGGGAAAACCGCCAAAUCUCUUGCUUUCCCAGCCAGUAUUCACCCAACCGUUGGCGUCGGAGGACAGUUUAGCGGAGGAGGUUACGGUACGUUGCUUAGAAAAUACGGUUUGGCAGCUGAUAACAUAAUCGAUGCACUUGUUGUUGACGCGAGUGGGAGGAUACUUGACCGACAAGCAAUGGGAGAGGACUACUUCUGGGCGAUUCGUGGAGGCGGGGGAUCAAGCUUUGGCGUUGUACUGUCAUGGAAGAUUCAGUUAGUCGAGGUUCCUUCCACUGUAACCGUAUUUAAAGUCAAGAAAACAUCGAAGAAAGAAGCUGUUAAGGUCAUCAACAAGUGGCAGUACGUUGCGGAUAAGGUUACUGAUGAUCUUUUUAUCAGUGUAACAAUGGAGAGAUCGAACGAGAACAUGGUGCAUGCGUUGUUCACUGGACUUUAUCUUGGUUCCGUGAACGAUCUUGUGGCCUUGAUGGGAGAAAAGUUUCCGGAGUUAACUCUUGAGAUUGAAGAUUGCAAAGAGAUGAGUUGGAUUGAGUCUGUACUCUGGUUUGCUGAUUUCGCUGAAGGAGAAUCACUUGGUGUUCUUGCGAAUAGGAAGCGUACAUCUCUCUCUUUCAAGGGAAAAGACGAUUUCGUUCAAGAACCAAUACCCGAGGCUGCAGUUCAAGAGCUAUGGAAGCGAAUGGAGGCGCCUGAGGCUCGUCUUGCAAAGCUCAUACUAACUCCAUUUGGUGGGAGAAUGAGUGAGAUCGCAGAGUACGAAACGCCAUUCCCACAUCGAGAAGGGAAUCUCUAUGAGAUUCAGUAUUUGGCUUUCUGGAGAGAAGAGGAAGACAAGAACAAGGCCGAUACAAAGAAGUAUCUCCAAUGGGUUCAGGGUGUUUACGAUCUUAUGACUCCUUAUGUCUCGAAAUCUCCAAGAGGAGCUUAUGUCAAUUUCUUGGAUAUGGAUUUGGGGAUGUAUCUUGGAAAAGAUAAGACAAAGUACGAUGAAGGAAAGAGUUGGGGAGUGAAGUACUUCAAGAACAAUUUCGAGAGGUUGGUGAGGGUGAAAACUAGUGUUGAUCCAACAGGUUUCUUCUGCAAUGAACAGAGCAUUCCUCUACUCAAGUCCGUUGACGAUAUCUGAAAAUAGCCUAUGAGCUAGUCUUUUAACUGUGAAAUCAUCUGUUUUUUUUAUUGAAUACUUGAUGAUGCUCCAAGUAUUCAAGAUUUCUCUGUGUGUUUGUGAUAUAAAGUGUGUCUCGGAAUAAAGAUUUCAUGGUUUAAAUGUUUAACUAAAAACAGUUUCUUCAA